Dichomitus squalens LYAD-421 SS1 is the source of this 1148-nucleotide messenger RNA. RefSeq lists its product as uncharacterized. NCBI's taxonomy places the organism in Eukaryota, Fungi, Basidiomycota, Agaricomycetes, Polyporales, Polyporaceae. The record is from RefSeq and is a predicted model, not a curated record. Gene Ontology annotation, cellular component: THO complex part of transcription export complex. Bases 24 to 1148 code for a protein of 374 amino acids. Gene Ontology annotation, biological process: mRNA processing. The transcript has 3 exons.
CAUCGUUCACGCUACUUUGCGCAAUGGCGGACAAUGCAGCAGAGCCAGACUAUGUCCCGCCUCCGUUGACUGUCCAGCAGGAAGACGCAAUCAUACACACGCGCAUCACAAACGACGAGAAGGCCCUCCGCCGCGUGACGAAGAAGUUCCACACCUACGCCUCCGUCGCAUACACCCCCGUCGUGCCCCUCUCCCCCUUGACGCCCUCCUCCGUCGACGAUGCCCGCGAAGCCUUCCUCCUCGAGCUCGCCUCCUUCCAGCUCUCUCUCAAGAAGAGCUUCAUGGUGUGCGAGGCAGAGGCGCGGCAGGUCGAGGAAUACCAGCGCGAGCGCGAACGAAUAGGUGCGUGCCCCAGCCCCAGGCGUGGUCCGCAAUCCCUCAAGUGCUCGUGUGACGCAGCGAACGAGCACAGCCGGCUCACGGGCCAGAUCGAGGUGCUCAAGGCGACCCUCGACCAGGCGCAGCUCGAGCGCAAGCAGAAGAUCGAGUACGACGUGAUCGCGGAAAAGGUAAACUCCUUGCCCAGCAGAGACGAGCUCGAGCAGUCAAUACAGUCCCUCGAAAACGACAUGGCCGCGAUCCGGGCCGAGCACGAGAACCAGAACCGCACGCUCCAGGCGCAGAAAGCGGCCCUCGACAGCGUUGUCCGGGACCUCAGCGCCCUGCGGCUCAUGGGCAAGCAAGACGCUGCGGAGGACGCCACCCCGGCUCCGGACACGCAGACCGCAGAAGAGGACGUGGAGAUGGACGGGACGGCGAGCGUGCGCACGCGCGAGGAGUCAGGAGAGCUCAAGGAGGACGGCCAGUCUUCUGCCCGGCAUCCGAGUGGGGCGAGUGGCAAGACCGGGGAGGAUGGGGAGGACUCCGAGGGGGAGGAGGUCCCGUUGGCGAAGGCGAUCUUGAACCCUGCUGCGAGGACGUUCGUACCCUCAGGUUCAAGGAGGAGUACACCUAUGAUGUCUGUGGCUCGGGGUACGCCUACACUGCCGACAACGAAGAUCCCAGACGAGGACGAUAUCGAGAUGGGAGAAAUUGGAGAGGAGCCGAAGGAUGUGAAGGCUCCCAGCAGGAAGGUCAGGGGGGAGGAGCUUGAAGAGGGCGAGGCUACGGACGAGAGCAGCGAGCUCUCGGAGCCACCAGAUGACUAG